Messenger RNA from Salvia splendens (bonfire salvia), 2544 nucleotides. RefSeq names its product zinc finger MYM-type protein 1-like. Lineage: Eukaryota; Viridiplantae; Streptophyta; Magnoliopsida; Lamiales; Lamiaceae. The coding region runs from base 1 to 2544 and encodes 847 amino acids. Gene Ontology annotation, molecular function: protein dimerization activity. The transcript is spliced from 6 exons. The record is from RefSeq and is a predicted model, not a curated record.
AUGGAGGUGAUCCUCAGUGGUGUGACAAAGUUCUACAAAGGUAUUGAUGAAAUCAUAUCUGAUGACAUUAUUCCGAAGCUAGGGAUGGAGUUCGAAACAGAAGUUGAAGCAUAUGAUGCUUAUAUGAAAUAUGCUAAGAGAAGGUUAAUGGAUAAAUUUCAAAAGAAAAGACCUCGAGUUUCUAUCGGUUCUUCAAGUGCUAAUGUUGAGCAAGAACCACAACAAUUGGAAAAUCAUGUGGUAGUUGAAAAUAAUCCGGACGAGAUUGAAAUUGAUAAAGAGAAAAUCAAAGCCGUCGGAUUACGAGACCCUAUAGAUAGUUUUGAUGUGAAUAUUCGUGAUCGAAUUCGUAGAGAAUAUGUUGCCAAAGGUCCUUGUCAACCAAAAGGCCAUGACUUUCCAAAAAAAACAUAUGGGAAAGAUAAGAGAGGUUUUAGGGAUGUUUGGUAUAAAGAUUAUAUUUGGCUUGAAUAUAGUACGACAACAGAUGCUGCGUAUUGUUUUUGGUGUUUUCUUUUCAAGCGUGGUUAUUUAGCUCCAGGAGAUGAAGCAUUUGUUAGUGGUGGUUUCUCUAAUUGGAAGAAGGCUAAUGAAAGAUUUAGAGCUCAUGUUGGAUCAACGGGUAGUGCACACCACAAAGCUAGAAUUGAAUAUGAAAAUUUUGUAAAUCAAAAGCAGAGUGUGCCUUAUAUCGUUAGUAGAGUUGGUUCAAAACAAGAGAAGGAAUAUAGGAUUCGUUUGACUGCAACUCUUGAUGUUAUUCGAUUCCUUUUGAAUCAAGGUUUGGCUUUUAGAGGACAUGAUGAGACAUCAACUUCUUCAAAUAGGGGCAACUUUCUGGAGUUAUUAUAUUGGUAUAGUUUAAGGAAUGAUGAAGUUGGUCAAGUUGUAUUGAAGAAUGCUCCCGGAAAUAAUCAAAUGAUUGCUCCAUCAGUUCAAAAAGAUAUCGUUAAUGCGUGUGCAUUUGAAACUACACUUGAAAUAAUGAAGGAACUUGGUGAUGGAUUAUUUUCCAUAAUGGUUGAUGAGUCUCGAGAUUGCUCGGUGAAGGAGCAAAUGGCUAUUGUUAUUAGAUACAUGAAUAAAAAUGGAGAGAUAAUAGAAAGAUUUUUAGCCUUAGUUCAUGUUAAAGAGACUUCAUCAAGAUGCUUGAAAAUGACAAUUGAUUUUGUAUUUUCUAAGAUGGAAUUAUCUUUGUCAAGAUUGAGGGGUCAGGUAUAUGAUGGGGCUUCAAAUAUGAGGGGUGAAUUUAAUGGACUUAAAGCACUUAUUUUAAAAGAAAAUCCAUCGGCAUGGUAUGUCCAUUGUUUUGCCCAUCAGCUUCAAUUGGUAUGUGUGGCGGUAUGUAAGACAAAUCGACAUGUUUCUGAUUUUUUCGGAUAUGUUAGCCCGAUUGUUACAGUAUGUGGAUCUUCUUGCAAAAGGGCAGAUAAACUCCGACAAAUUGAAUAUGAAAGAAUGGUUGAAAGGAUUGAGAAAGGGGAAAUCACUUCAGGUAAAGGUCUAAAUCAAGAAACUUCUUUGCUUAGACCGGGUGACACUCGAUGGGGAUCUCAUUAUCUUACUUUAACUCGUCUUGCAUCUAUGUGGCCCUCGAUAGUCAUAGUACUUGAAACUGUAUUCGAAGAUGGGGUUGAUCAAGAAACAAGUGGCAAAUCUAAAGGGUUGCUUCAAAAGAUGGAAAGCUUUGAUUUUGUGUUUCUCAUGAUGUUGAUGAAACAUUUGUUGGGUAUGAUUGAUCCACUAUCUUGUGCGUUGCAAUACAGAGAUCAAAAUAUUUUGAAUGCAAUAAAUUUGAUAGUGACUGUGAAAGAGGACUUGCAAGCAUUUCGAGAAUCUGGAUGGGAUGAUUUCUUGCAAGAAGUGGAAGCAUUUUGCCGGGCAAAUGAAAUUGAUGUUCCUAACAUGGAUAAAAUUGUUCCAAGAAGAAUUCGUAUGAAGAAUGAUGGACAAAGUAUUACAAACUAUCAUUAUUAUCGUGUUGAAAUUUUUUAUCAGGUUGUUGAUUUAAUUAGCCAAGAAAUGAGGAAUCGUUUUUCUGAGUCCAGCACAGACCUACUCGAGUGUAUGGCAUGUCUUGAUCCAAGAAAUCAUUUCUCCAAUUUCAAUGUCGAUAAACUUGUUCAUCUUGCCACCCUUUAUCCGGAAGACUUUUCAUCCAUGGAGCUUAACUUGUUAACUAAACAACUUCAAAGUUUCGUGAGUGAUGUAAGAAGAGAUACACGUUUUUCAGAUGUUGAAGAUUUGGGAACUCUUUCAAAGAAGAUGGUUGAAACGAUGAAAGAUAAGAUUUUUCAAUUGGUUUAUCGAUUGAUAAAAUUGGUCUUACUUUUACCAGUAGCUACAGCAUCCGUUGAAAGAGUGUUUUCUGCAAUGAAAUUUGUGAAGUCAGAGCUGAGAAAUAGGAUGGGAGAUGACUGGUUGAACGACAGUUUGACGGUAUAUAGCGAGAAGGAGGUGUUUGCAACUAUUCCCAAUGAAAGGAUUUUGAGUCGUUUUCAGAAAAUGGAUACUCGAAGAAGCCAACUAUCUCGCAUAGCAUAA